Molecule: messenger RNA, 6639 nt
Organism: Pipistrellus nathusii (Nathusius's pipistrelle)
Lineage: Eukaryota; Metazoa; Chordata; Mammalia; Chiroptera; Vespertilionidae
Source: the annotation of a GenBank genome assembly
AUGGCGUCCCCGAGCCGCAGGCAGCCGCGCCUCCUGCGCGUCCUGCUCGCCCCGCUGGCCCUGCUCGCGCUGCUGCCGCCACAGGCUCCGGGCGCGGCGACGCAGACGCUGCCCGGCCGCUCGCCCCGGGCCCAGGACCGCGGCUUCCUCGUGGUGCGGGCCGACCCGCCGGAGCUGCCGCUGCGCAGGAGACGGAGCGCCGCGCUGCAGCCGGAGCCCAUCCAGGUGUACGGACAGGUGAGUCUGAAUGAUUCCCACAACCAGAUGGUGGUGCACUGGGCCGGAGAGAGGAGCAACGUGAUUGUGGCCUUGGCCCGAGACAGCCUGGCCGUGGCCCGACCCCGCAGCAGCCACGUGUACGUGUCCUACGACUAUGGGAAAUCGUUCCAGAAAAUCUCCGAGAAGCUGAACUUCGGGGCAGGAAACAGCAGCAAGGCGGUGAUUGCCCAGUUCUACCACAGCCCCGCGGACAACAGGAGGUACAUCUUCGCAGACGCCUACGCCCAGUACCUCUGGAUCACGUUCGACUUUUGCCACACCAUUCAAGGCUUUUCCAUCCCGUUCCGGGCAGCCGAUCUCCUCCUGCACAGCAAGGCCUCCGACCUCCUCCUGGGCUUCGACAGGUCUCACCCCAACAAGCAGCUGUGGAAGUCGGACGAUUUUGGCCAGACCUGGAUCCUGGUUCAGGAGCAUGUGAAGUCCUUCUCCUGGGGGGUUGAUCCCUACGACGAGCCCAACACCCUGUACGUGGAGCGGCAGGAGCCCUCCGGCUACUCCACAGUUCUCCGCAGCACCGACUUCUUCCAGUCCCGGGAGAGCCAGGAGGUGGUGCUGGAGGCAGUGAGAGACUUCCAGCUUCGGGACAAGUACAUGUUUGCCACCAAGGUGGUGCACCUCCCCGGCAGCCCGCAGCUGCCGUCCGUGCAGCUCUGGGUCUCCUUCGGCCGGAAGCCCAUGCAAGCAGCCCAGUUUGUCACAAGACAUCCCAUCAAUGAGUAUUACGUGGCGGACGCCUCCGAGGACCAGGUGUUCGUGUGUGUCAGCCACAGUGACAACCGCACGGACUUGUACAUCUCCGAGGCCGAGGGGCUGCGCUUCUCCCUGUCCCUGGGGAACGUGCUCUACUACAGCCCGGCGGGCGCCGGCCGGGACACCCUGGUCAGGUAUUUUGCGAGUGAGCCGUUUGCUGACUUCCACCGCGUGGAAGGGCUGCAGGGCGUCUACAUCGCCACCCUGGUGAGCGGUUCCAUGAAGGAGGAGAACAUGAGAUCAGUCAUCACCUUUGACAAAGGGGGCACCUGGGAGUUUCUCCAGCCUCCCGCUGUCACGGGAUAUGGAGAAAAGAUCGACUGUGAGCUGUCUCAGGGCUGCUCCCUGCACCUGGCCCAGCGGCUCAGCCAGCUGCUCAGCCUCCAGCUGCGGAGGAUGCCCAUCUUGUCCAAGGAGUCGGCUCCCGGUCUCAUUAUUGCCACUGGUUCAGUGGGAAAGAACCUGGCCAGCAAGAUGAGCGUGUACAUCUCCAGCAGCGCGGGCGCUCGGUGGCGCGAGGCGCUGCCCGGCCCUCACUACUACACUUGGGGCGACCACGGCGGCAUCAUCGUGGCCAUCGCCCAGGGCAUGGAAACCAACGAGCUGAAAUACAGCACCAACGAGGGGGAGACCUGGCAGACGUUCAUCUUCUCCAGGAAGCCCGUGUUCGUGUACGGGCUCCUCACGGAACCCGGCGAGAAGAGCACCGUCUUCACCAUCUUUGGUUCCGACACAGAGAAGGCGCACAGCUGGCUGAUCCUGCAGGUCAACGCCACUGACGCCCUGGGGGUCCCCUGCACAGAGAAUGACUACAAGCUGUGGUCCCCGUCCGACGAGAGGGGCAGCCAGUGCCUGCUGGGUCACAAGACAGUCUUCAAGCGCCGGACGCCUCACGCCACGUGCUUCAACGGCGAAGACUUCGACCGGCCCGUGGUGGUGGCCAACUGCUCCUGCACCCGCGCCGACUACGAAUGUGACUUCGGUUUCAAGAUGAGUGAAGACCUGCUGCUGGAGGUUUGCGUGCCCGAUCUCGAGUUCUCUGAGCAGUCCGAGUCCCCUCCUGUGCCCUGCCCUGCGGGCUCCACCUACCGGAGGACGAGAGGCUAUCGGAAGAUUUCCGGGGACACGUGCAGCGGAGGGGAUGUCGAAGCGCGACUGGAGGGGGAGCUGGUCCCGUGCCCCGUGGCAGAGGAGAACGAGUUCAUCCUGUUUGCCACGCGCAAGUCCAUCCACCGCUACGACCUGGCCUCCGGCGCCACCGAGCAGCUGCCGCUCGCUGGCCUGCGGGCCGCCGUCGCCCUGGACUUCGACUACGCGCGCAACUGCCUGUACUGGUCUGACCUGGCCUUGGACCUCAUCCAGCGCCUCUGUCUGAACGGGAGCACCGGGCAGGAGGUGAUCAUCAGCUCCGGCUUGGAGACCGUGGAAGCCCUGGCCUUUGACCCCCUCAGCCAGCUGCUUUACUGGGUGGACGCUGGCUUUAAGAAGAUUGAGGUAGCUCAUCCGGAUGGUGACUUCCGACUCACGAUCGUCAAUUCCUCUGUGCUCGAUCGGCCCCGCGCUCUGGCCCUCGUGCCCCAGGAGGGGGUGAUGCUCUGGACCGACUGGGGAGACCUGAGGCCAGGCAUUUACCGGAGCAACAUGGACGGCUCUGCUGUGCGCUCCCUGGUGUCGGAGGAUGUGAAGUGGCCCAAUGGCAUCUCCGUGGACGAGCAGUGGGUCUACUGGACGGACGCCUACCUGGACUGCAUCGAGCGGGUCUCCCUCCACGGCCAGCAGCGCUCGGUCCUCCUGAGCGGCCUCCCGCACCCCUAUGCCAUCGCGGUCUUCAAGAAUGAUCUCUACUGGGACGACUGGUCACAGCUCAGCAUCUUCCGAGCUUCCAAGCAGGGUGGGUCACAGGUGGCGCUGCUGGCCAGCCAGCUCCCGGGGCUGAUGGACAUGAAGGUUUUCUACAAGGGGAAGACUGCUGGGAGCAACGCCUGUGUGCCCCGGCCCUGCAGCCUGCUGUGCCUGCCCCGGGCCAAUGGCAGCAGGACCUGCAGGUGCCCAGAGGGAGUGCUGGCUGCUGAGCUCCAGGCCUCAGAGCUCCAGGCCACUGAGCUCCAGGCCGGGGACCUGCGGUGCGAGUGCCCAGGGGGCUAUCAGCUGAAGAACAACUCCUGCGUGAAAGAAGAGGGCGCCUGUCUCCGCAGCCAGCAUCGCUGCAGCAACGGGAACUGCAUCAGCAGCGUCUGGCGGUGUGACUUUGACAACGACUGCGGAGACCUGAGCGACGAGAGGAACUGCCCUACCACCGUUUGUGACCCUGAGACGCAGUUCCGCUGCCAGGCGUCGGGGACCUGUGUCCCGCUGUCCUACAAGUGUGACCUGGAGGACGACUGUGGCGACAACAGUGACGAAAGCCACUGUGAGACGCACCAGUGCCGGGAGGACGAGUACAACUGCAGCUCGGGCCUGUGCAUCCGCACCUCCUGGGUGUGCGACGGCGACAAUGACUGCAGGGACUGGUCCGACGAAGCCAACUGCACGGCCGUCUACCACACCUGUGAGGCGUCCAACUUCCAGUGUCACAACGGGCACUGCAUCCCCCGGCGCUGGGCCUGCGAUGGGGACCUGGAUUGCCAGGAUGGCUCCGACGAGGACCCUGCCAGCUGCGAGAAGCGGUGCAACAGCUUCCGCUGCCCGAAUGGCACCUGCCUCCCCGCCAGCAAGCACUGCGACGGACUGCGGGACUGCGCUGAUGGCUCCGACGAGCAGCACUGCGAGCCGCUCUGCACCCGCUUCAUGGACUUCGUGUGCAAGAACCGCCAGCAGUGCCUGUUCCACUCCAUGGUGUGUGACGGCGUCGUGCAGUGCCGGGACGGCUCGGAUGAGGACGCUGCCUUUGCUGGCUGCUCCCAAGACCCCGAGUUCCACAAGGAUUGUGACGAGUUCAGCUUCCAGUGUCAGAACGGCGUGUGCAUCAGCGUGGUCUGGAAGUGCGACGGCAUGGACGACUGCGGCGACUCCUCGGACGAAGCCAGCUGUGGAGAGGCCGCAGAAAACCCCACCGAAGCCCCCAACUGCUCCCGCCAUUUCCAGUUCCGGUGUGAGAAUGGCCGCUGCAUCCCCAGCCGGUGGAGGUGCGACCACGAGAACGACUGCGGGGACUGGUCCGACGAAGAGGCCUGUGCAGAUUCACACAUUAUUCCCUCCCCCACUCCCGGGCCCUCUACAUGUCCACCUAAUUACUUCCGCUGCAGCGGCGGGGCCUGCGUGAUGGACAUCUGGGUGUGCGAUGGCUACCGAGACUGCGCCGACGGCUCGGACGAGGAAGCCUGUCCUUCGCCUGCCAAUGUUACUGCUGCCUCCGUGCCCACCCAGGUUGGGCAAUGUGACCGGUUUGAGUUCGAGUGCCACCAGCCAAGGAAGUGCAUCCCCAACUGGAAGCGCUGUGAUGGCCGUCGCGAUUGUCCCGGAGGCCAGGACGAGGCCGGCUGCCCCACACGCGGUGCCCUGGCCUGUGCGAGUGGUGAGUUCCCAUGCACGGACGGCGAGGCCUGCCUGCAACCCUUGGAGCGCUGCGACGGCUUCCUGGACUGUGCGGAUGAGAGCGACGAGCAGGCCUGCAGCGAUGAACUGACUGUUUACAAGGUGCAGAACCUGCAGUGGACAGCUGACUUCUCCGGGGACGUAACUUUGACCUGGACGCGACCCAAGAAGAUGCCCUCUGCUUCCUGUGUGUAUAAUGUCUACUACAGGGUGGUGGGGGAGAGCCUUUGGAAGACCCUGGAGACCCACAGCAACAAAACCAACACGAGGCUCCGCGUCCUGAAGCCGGAUACCACAUACCAGGUGAAGGUGCAGGUGCAGUGCCUGAGCAAGGUGCACAGCACCAACGACAUCCUGACGCUGCGGACCCCCGAGGGGCUGCCCGACGCCCCUCGGAACCUCCAGCUGUCCCUGCCCCGGGACGAGGAAGGAGCGAUUGUGGGCCGCUGGGCCCCUCCCGCCCACAGCCAGGGCCUCGUGCGGGAGUACAUUGUGGAGUACAGCCGGAGCGGUUCCAGGACGUGGGCCUCCCAGAGGGCCGCCAGCAACGCCACGGAGAUCAGGAAUGUGCUGGUCGGCGCUCAGUACACCGUCAGGGUGGCUGCGGUGACGAGCCGUGGUAUAGGAAACUGGAGCGACUCCAAAUCCAUCACCACCACACGGGAGAAAGUGGUCCCGCCUCCAGACAUCCGCAUUGACAGCUGCACGGAUAGUUCUGUGAGCUUCACCCUGGCCAUGGCAAGCGACGUCCAGGUGGAUGGCUACGUGGUGAACCUCUUCUGGGCCUUUGACGCUCACAGACAGGAGAAGAGGACUCUGACCUUCCGAGGGAGCACGCUGUCCCACAGAGUGGGCAACCUGACGGCUCAGACGUCAUACGAGAUCUCCGCCUGGGCCAGGACUGGCCUGGGGGACAGCCCCCUGGCGUUCGCGCACAUCGUGACCAAAGGUGUCCGCCCACCGGCUCCCAGCCUCAAGGCCAGAGCCCUGAACCAGACCGCGGUGGAGUGCGCCUGGACCGGGCCCCGGGACGUGGUGUACGGCAUCUUCUAUGCCACGUCCUUCCUUGACCUCUAUCGGAACCCGAAGAGCUUGACGACUUCGCUCCACAACAAGACCGUCAUUGUCGGGAGGGAUGAGCAGUACUUGUUUCUGGUCCGUGUGGUGGUGCCUUACCGGGGGCCGUCCUCGGACUCCGUGGUGGUGCGGAUGAUCCCGGACAGCAGGCUCCCGCCGCGCCACCUGCACACGGUGCGCACCGACAAGACCUCCGCCGUGCUGAAGUGGGAGUCCCCGUAUGACGCCCCUGACCGGGACUUGUUGUAUGCAAUUGCAGUCAAAGACCUGAUAAGAAAGAGCGACAGGAGCUACAAGGUGAAAUCCCGGAACAGCACGGUGGAGUACACACUCAACAAGUUGGAGCCUGGAGGGAAAUACCACGUCGCCGUCCAGCUGGGGAACAUGAGCAAAGAUGCCAGCAUAAAGGUCACCACAGUGUCGCUGUCAGCACCUGAUGCCUUAAAAAUCAUCACAGAACGUGACCACGUCCUUCUGUUCUGGAAGAGUCUGGCUUUGAAGGAAAAGUAUUUUCAGGAGAGCAGGGGCUAUGAGAUCCACGCGUCCGAUAACUCCCUGAACACCACGGCGUACCUGGGGAACACGACCGACACCUUCUUCAAAGUCUCCCACCUGAAGCUGGGCCACAAUUACACGUUCUCCGUGCGGGCCAGCUGCCUCCUGGGCAGCCAGCUGUGUGGGGAGCCGGCCGUGCUGCUCUUCGACGACACGGGGCCAGGUGGGGACGCGGCAGCACUGCAGGCUGCCAGGACCCCCGACGUGGCGGCCGUGGUAGUGCCCAUCCUGUUCCUGGUCCUGCUGAGCCUGGGGGUCGGCUUCGCCGUCCUGUAUGCCAAGCACCGGCGGCUGCAGGGCAGCUUCACCGCCUUUGCCAACAGCCACUACAGCUCGCGGCUGGGCGCAGCCGUCUUCUCCUCGGGCGACGACCUGGGGGAGGAUGACGAAGACACUCCGAUGAUAACUGGAUUUUCCGAUGACGUCCCCAUGGUGAUAGCCUGA